Molecule: messenger RNA, 516 nt
Organism: Rotaria sordida
Lineage: Eukaryota; Metazoa; Rotifera; Eurotatoria; Philodinida; Philodinidae
Source: the annotation of a GenBank genome assembly
AUGGCAUUUGGUGGUGCUACAAAACCAGUAUCUGAAUUAAUGUUUAAUAAAUAUGAUAAAGAUAAAAAUGGAACAAUAUCACGUGAUGAAUUACGUUCACUUUGUUAUGAUAUGGGUUAUUAUUUAUCAAAUGAUGAACUUGAAUGGGCAUGUACAUUAAUUGAUAAAGAUGGAAAUGGUAAAAUUGAUUAUAAAGAAUUUGCUGAUUGGUGGAAAACAUCAUCACGUUUUGAACAUAUACGAAUGCCAAAUGCAUAUCAAACACAAUUAAUAUGUUAUAUAGCUGAAGUAUUUCGUUCAUAUGAUAAACAUAAUCAUGGUAGAUUAAAUAAAAAAGAAUUUGAAAAAAUGCGUAAAGAUUUAAUACGUCAUCAUAUUAUUGAUGAACAUGAACAUCAAGCAUGUCAAUUUGAAGAAAUUGAUCGUGGACAUGAUGGAAGUAUUAAUUUUAAUGAACUUAUUGCUUGGUUUAAAGAUAUUGGAGUUUUAGAUCAAAUUGGUAUUCAUAGUUCAUAA